Molecule: messenger RNA, 2521 nt
Organism: Cydia fagiglandana
Lineage: Eukaryota; Metazoa; Arthropoda; Insecta; Lepidoptera; Tortricidae
Gene: Noc3
Product: nucleolar complex protein 3 homolog
Exons: 13
Coding region: 122-2521 (799 amino acids)
Biological process (GO): DNA replication initiation
Cellular component (GO): nucleolus
Molecular function (GO): chromatin binding
Source: RefSeq, a predicted model, not a curated record
GUCAUCUGUCAAAAUUUAUUUACCGUCCGUGCUUCGUUUGUCAAAUCCACGUUGUUUUAAUUUCCUCAAAAUAAAUUACGGAAGCUUUAUAAAUCAGUACUAAUUACUUUAAAUAUACACCAUGGCUAAAAAAGGCAAAAUAAAAGUAAGUAAAGUGAAGCGAAACAACCAGACCACGAACAGAAUGAAGAAGCAGGGCAUGAUGAAACUGCAGCGGCACCGCGCGAAGCUCCAGAAGCAGAACCAGCCGCCGCCGAAGCCCGAGAUCGAAUACAGCAGUGAGAGCGAGGAGUCGGCCGACGAGUGGGGCGAUAUGUUGGAUGACGAGGAGAAGACGUACAUUAUGAAGAGGCUGGCGAAGAACCCGAGGUUCCUGGCUGAUGUGCCGGAAAAAGAGGAUGAGAAUAAAUCAAACAGAAAACGCAGGAAAAUUGACAAAGAGAAGGUUCCAAAGAAAAGGCCCCAAGUCGGAAGUGACAGUGGCGCGGAGAGUGAAUCCGCAUCUGAGAGUGACUUCGAGGAAAAGUAUGAGCAGGAGAUGGCGGAGAGACCGGCCAAGAGGAUGCGGGCACUGCUGCCCAUCAAGACCAAACAGGGGCUUAUGGAGAGGACUGAGGAGUAUGCAGACACAGAAUCAGAAAGAGAGGAUGACCCAGAACCUCAAAAAGAAGUACAAACAAAAGAAGAAGAAUCCCAGGGCUCAGACUCCGACUCUGGCAUGGAAGGAACGGGUGAAGAAGAUACUGGAACCCCUGAGGGUGGGGUGGUCAGUACCGUGGAGCUGAUGGCUGCUAGGAGAGACCGGCUGAAUCAUGAGAAGCUGCGGAUUGGAGCUCUGUGCUCUUCUCUGCUUGAGGAACCGGAGAAAAAGCUAAAAAAUCUGUACCCGAUCCUGUACCUGAUGGAGGAGCGUCUAAAGGACGAAACCUUGAACCUCCACUCAGUACGCAAGAUCGCCACCCUGUCAGCUUAUGAGGUGUUCAAAGACAUCUUACCUGAGUACCAGAUCAGACACCAAGACUACUCGAACAUUAAAUUAAAGAAGGACACGUUAUCUCUAUACAAAUACGAAAAGGAGUUACUUGAAUUCUACAAAAGAUAUCUACAGAGGCUUGAAAAAGCUUGUACAGUUCUAAGACCCAAAAAAGGAGAUACAAGAAAACCAGACCCAGCAGCCGUCAGUCUAGCCCUAGUGUCCCUCCGGUGCCUCUGCGGGCUGCUAGUGGCCCGUCCACAGUUCAACUACGCCACGAACAUCGCGCAGACCACCGUGCCCUUCCUCGACUGCGGCAACGCGGACGCCGCAGAUAUCGCCACGGAGUGCGCACAGACCGUGUUCCAGGAGGAUACUAAAGGGGAAAUUACUCUAACGAUUGUCCGACUAAUCAACCAGUUGGUAAAGCGACGUGGAGAACGCCUGAAGCCCACCGCUUUGCGCUGCCUGCUGAGCCUCAAGAUAAGGGACGUCGACCUCGACGCGGAGGCCGAUGUCAAACACAAGAAGAAAAUGGAAGAGAAACACAAGAAGAGGAUCGUCAACUUGUCUAAGAAGGAGAAGAAGCGAGCGAAAAAGCUCAAGGAAGUAGAACGAGAACUUCUCGAAACAGAAGCUCAAGAAAGCGAAGUCUCCCGCCGGAAACAGCUGACAGAAGUCACCAAAACCGUGUUCCACAUUUACUUCCGGCUGUUGAAGACGGCGCCGAGGUCUAAGCUGCUGUGCGCGGCGCUGGACGGACUAGCCAAAUUCACCCACGUAAUCAACCUCGAGUACUACUCCGAUCUAGUGGCCAUCUUGGCCCGGCUGACCCAGGACGAGCUGAUCGGGUCCCGCGAACGGCUAUUAUGUGUUCGCUGUGUGCUGGCGAUACUGGCGGGCUCGGGGGACGCCAUCAACGUGGACCCGGGCCGGUUCCACACGGCGCUGUAUGCCGCCAUGCUCACCGUACAUGCUGGAAAAACGCACGACGACGCAAAGAUCGUGCUAGAAUCCGUGGCGCAGAUCUGCGCGCGCGCGCGCCGCGUGUCGGCCGACGAGCUGGCCGCCUUCGCCAAGCGACUCGCGACUCUGGCGUUACAACUGCAACAUAAUGGCGCUUUGGCGUGUUUGACGCUGUUGCAUCAAUUGGCCCAGCAAAGCAAAGCCGUGGAAUCACUGUUCGAGCCAGAUCCCGAAUCGGGAGCGGGUCAUUUCGACCCGACACUCGAGUCCCCGGCACAUUGCUACGCGCGCACCGCCGUGCUCACCGAGCUGUGUGCUCUGCAUCAUCAUUACCAUCCCGCCGUGCGGCAGGCCGUCACCAAGAGUGAUAGUAAACUAUCGGCCGUCCACAUCUUUGAACAGUACGACGGGUCCCAAAUGGCGUUUAAACCGUCCAUCCCCCCUCCCAAGCCCACCAACAAGGCUAAAGUGCCCCCCACUCACGUCUGGGCUCAGCACGACUUCAAACAGCUGUGUGAGGAUGUUGAGAACAAAGUGAAUUUGAGUGAGGUUGACUUUGCAUUGCCUAAGAAGAAAAGGUGA